AUGGCGCGUCUCGGCCGCGUCGGGUUUCUGGCCCUCGCAGUGGUCUUCCACUUGAUCUAUACAUACUCAAUCUUCGAUAUCUACUUCGUGAGCCCUAUUGUGAGUGGCAUGCAAUCAUAUGGUGUCAAGCGACCCUCCGGAACCCCUGCCCCAGCCAAACGUCUUGUCCUAUUUGUCGCCGACGGCCUGCGCGCCGACAAGGCUUUCCAGGCUUUCCCUGACCCGUCCCCGGACGCCGAUCCAAACAACGACGAAUUGAUCCGUUUAUCGCCAUUCAUUCGCUCCAAAGUCCUCUCCCAUGGAACUUUUGGUGUCUCCCAUACCCGCGUACCCACCGAAUCCCGCCCUGGUCAUGUUGCGCUUAUCGCGGGCCUCUAUGAGGAUGUCUCCGCCGUCACUACCGGGUGGAAGUUGAACCCGGUCAACUUCGACAGUGUGUUCAACCAGAGCAGGCAUACAUGGAGCUGGGGAAGUCCUGAUAUUCUUCCUAUGUUCAAGGAGGGUGCGGUGCCUGGGAGGGUCGAUGCCGAGAUGUACAGUGAAGAGGCGGAGGAUUUCACCGUUGAUGCAACGCAUCUGGAUACCUGGGUGUUCGACAAGGUCCAUGGGCUCUUUGAGUCGGCUAAGACGGAUCCAGAAUUGGAUCGCAAGCUAAGGGACGACAAGCUUGUAUUCUUCCUCCACUUGCUUGGCUUGGACACUACCGGUCACUCGUUCCGGCCCUACUCGAACGAAUACCUGCACAAUAUCAAAGUGGUGGAUCGUGGAGUCCAGGCCGUUACCAAAUUGGUGGAUGAUUUCUACGGCGAUGACAAGACAGCUUUUGUCUUCACCGCUGACCAUGGCAUGAGUGACACCGGCAGCCACGGCGACGGUCAUCCAGACAACACAAGGACCCCGCUGGUUGCCUGGGGUUCUGGCGUCGCUCACCCACAGUACUCGACUAGCGGGAUUGCCACGGGCCAUGAGGAUGGGUUCUCGGCUGAUUGGGGUUUCGACCAGGUCCGCCGCCACGAUGUCGCACAGGCCGAUGUGGCCGCCCUCAUGGCAUACCUCGUUGGCUUGGACUUCCCUGUGAACUCAGUUGGGAAAUUGCCGCUGGAAUUCAUCAAUGCGAGCCCCCAGGAGAAGGCGCAGGCCGCUCUCGCCAAUACGCAGGGUGUUCUGGAGAUGUACCGCGUCAAAGAAGAGCAGAAGAGACAUGCCGUUAUCCGUUAUGUGCCUUAUGAGCCUCUGUCUGGGUUCCACGAGAACUCCAUUGAAGCUCGACUGGCAAGGAUUGAGGCGCUUAUCUCUAGUGGUGACCAUGACCAGGCUAUUUGGGUGUCUUCUGAGCUUCUUCGCGCUGCUCUUGAGGGACUGCGCUACCUGCAAACAUAUGACUGGUUAUUCCUACGUACUAUCGUUUCUGUUGGCUAUCUUGGCUGGAUCGCUUAUGCAUUGACUACGGUGAUUGACCUGCAUGUUCUGCAUGGAACAUCAGACACACACCGCACGACGGCGAGCAUCUCAUUCUUCUCUUCUAUCUUGGUUGCCCUAUUCUCAGUGUUCCUGUACCAGGGCUCGUCCUGGCGCUACUACUUCUAUGCGUUCUUCCCGGUUUACUUCUGGGAAGAAGUAUUUGCGCGUCGUAGGGCUUUGAUUGCAGGACGUGAGAUUGUAUUGGGCCAUGUGCGCUCUUUCACUGGAUAUCUCAAGUUUGGCCUUCAAUUCUUGGCUUUCCUUGGUGUGAUGGAAGCUAUGGUUCAGUCUUAUUUCCACCGGGAAAUUUUCACAGUGUGCUUUGCUUUGGGUGCAUUUUGGCCUGUGGUCCAUGGCUUUGGCUUCAUUCGCAGCCAUGCAACUCUUUCUGCGACCUGGGCUCUUGGCUGUGGGCUAAUGAGCUUGUUCACCCUUCUCCCGGUUAUCAAAGUUGAAAACAUUGAUACAAUUACUUAUGGCGGCUUGGCCAUGUUCCUUACCGGAGUCCUAUAUUUGCUGUUCGAGGAUGCUAUCAUUGGAUCCAGGGGACCAAAUGCAAUUGGUCGUGUCGGCUCACGCAUCAUCAUGGGAACUCAGCUUGGCCUGGUUCUCCUUGCUGUAGUUGUCACUAGAUCAUCUGUGUUCUCUCUUCAGGCUCGCCAGGGCCUGCCAUUCGGAAACCUCGUCGUUGGAUGGGUUGUCUUUGUGGCUUCCCUGACACUUCCAUUCUUCCACCGUCUUUACCCUAACAGCAACUAUCUCCACCGGCUCAUGAUCAUUUUCCUGACCUUCUCGCCGACAUUUAUCAUUCUCACAAUUUCAUGGGAGGGACUGUUCUACUUCGUUUUCUGCAUGACCAUUGUGUCAUGGGUUCGUCUCGAGCACGCUAUCUACGUCCACACCACAGGAUCCAAUGUGACCAAGCAGCAAAAUGCUGGCGACAGCUCUACAACACAGCCCGCGAACACCGGUUCAGCGAUCGUUGACGGGCAAACCUUUUACUACCGCGCCCUGACUCUGUCAGAUGUCCGCGUGGCACUUUUCUUCUUCUUCCUCUUGCAAUCCGCCUUCUUUAGCACCGGAAAUGUCGCCUCGAUCUCGACCUUCUCCCUCGACAGUGUUCGCCGACUGGUUCCAGUCUUCGAUCCCUUCGCUCAAGGUGCUCUCUUGAUCCUUCAAAUCCUCAUCCCCUUCGCUGUCAUCAGUGCCAACCUGGGAAUCCUCAACCGCCGUCUGGAGGUUCCUCCCAGCGCACUAUUCAUGGUCGUUAUGGCCAUCUCCGACAUCAUGACCCUCAAUUUCUUUUACAUGGUACGCGACGAAGGUUCAUGGCUUGAAAUUGGCAUGACAAUCUCGCACUUUUGUAUUGCAAGCGCCCUCUGCACUUUUGUGGCUGGCCUAGAGUUCCUUAGCGAGCUCUUUGUGAGUGGUGUGCAUUUCCCUGUGCUAACGGAUGUCGGGUCCGCAGUGGUCCAGACCAUUGACGACGCCACGGAAUGUGGCCACGAGGACCGCAAGGAACCGAAAAAGUCUCAGUCCAAUGGGGCCAAACAGUCCAAGUCCAAGCCCAAGGGACGAGGUAAGGGCAAAUCAGCACGCUAG
This is a messenger RNA of Penicillium soppii, 3063 nucleotides long. RefSeq names its product mannose-ethanolamine phosphotransferase MCD4. Lineage: Eukaryota; Fungi; Ascomycota; Eurotiomycetes; Eurotiales; Aspergillaceae. Gene Ontology annotation, biological process: GPI anchor biosynthetic process. Gene Ontology annotation, molecular function: mannose-ethanolamine phosphotransferase activity. The record is from RefSeq and is a predicted model, not a curated record. Gene Ontology annotation, cellular component: endoplasmic reticulum membrane. The transcript is spliced from 3 exons. Bases 1 to 3063 code for a protein of 1020 amino acids.